This is a messenger RNA of Drosophila sulfurigaster albostrigata, 3578 nucleotides long. RefSeq names its product solute carrier organic anion transporter family member 74D (gene Oatp58Dc). Gene Ontology annotation, molecular function: protein binding. NCBI's taxonomy places the organism in Eukaryota, Metazoa, Arthropoda, Insecta, Diptera, Drosophilidae. Gene Ontology annotation, biological process: transmembrane transport; sodium-independent organic anion transport. The record is from RefSeq and is a predicted model, not a curated record. Gene Ontology annotation, cellular component: membrane. The transcript has 7 exons. The coding region runs from base 776 to 3262 and encodes 828 amino acids.
GAUAAAGAUUGCAAUUUGUUGAAGGGAAAAUAUUUAACGCUCUCUUGUGUCUCAAAAUUUGAAGAUUAACCAAAGACGCUUCGCCAUUUGCGAGAUCUUGUCAGACAGAUAGACAGAUACGGACACCAACAUCAACAUCAACAAUAACAGGCAAUCCGCCAGGCUGCCAGCGAAGUCAACAAGUGUGCUCAAACUUUGCUAUUUUCUUUUUUUUUUCUUGUGGAUAAGCGUGGGCGGAGGCUAGACUAAGGCGAUCAGCUGUCAGGCAACUCGAUAAGCGUCUGCUGCUGCCCUCUGCUCGGAAAUACUAGAUAGCAGACACAGUGUAUGCGUGUGUGUGUCUGUGUGUCUGUGUGUAGAUUCCAUAUUCAGUUAAGAUUCAGUUAAGAUCGCUCGUAAUUUGGGCACAUCAUGCCACUCGAUCCGCACAUGGUGACGCGUGCGGUUGUUCUACAGCAUCAGCAAAAGCAACAGCAACAGCUACAUCAAGAUCAGCCUGAUCGCGUCUAAGGCAACCGCACUCCCGCCUCAGCUAAUUGCUCGUGAAAUAUUUGAGAAAAUUAAAAGCAAGCAACAACAAGAACAACAAAACAGUCAAGCAAAAGAGAAGAAUACAAAAAGCAAAGCAAAGCUCAAUUGCUUAAGCUUUGGCGCUGAGAUCUGUGUUUGUCUGUUUAGCCGGAAGAGCCCAAUGUGAACGCAGCGACAGACAGAGUCCGACAGACAAACAAAAUUUCCCCCAAACUCCCCUCAAAGCAACCGAGAACAAGCAACAAUGGUGCAGAGCGAGGAGCAUGCAAAUGCCAGGCGAAGUGCCGAGCUAGAAGCUCAGGCCCUGGCACAGACACAGACACAAACGCAGACGCAGGACGUCGAGGCGGCGUUGCCACAAGCGCCGACGACGCCGCAGCUUGAGGAUGAUGACGACGAUCGACACGUGGAGGCCGAUGCCAAAUUGCUGGACAAUGGCAACGCACAUGGCGGCGGCGGCAACAAUGCAACGUCCGGCCCAGCGGACAAGAGCGAACAGGCCAGGGUCAAGGCCAAGCUAAAGCGGGAAAAAUCGGAACAGGAUCGCCUCAUGACGGAUGAAAUUAACAAAUUGCUGGAUGAGAUGCCACUGGAACAGAAUGUGACCUGCGGUUUUUGGCUGUUUCGUGGUGCCUUCUUUCAACGUUUUGCCAAUCAGACAGCCUAUGUGCUGCUCUAUGGCAUUGUGGGCUGCAUCUUCUCCAUGACAUACGCCUACUUCAAUGGCACCAUUACAACGAUUGAAAAGCGCUUCAAAAUACCCUCAAAGAACACUGGCAUCAUUUCCGUGGGCAAUGACAUCAGUCAAACUUUGGUCUCCGCCGUGCUCGCCUAUUACGCUGGCAAAGGACAUCGACCUCGAUGGAUUGGAUUUGGACUGCUCACUAUUGUUGUGUUCUGUUUGAUGACCACAUCGCCGCAUUUUUUCUAUGGCCCCGGCGAAGAUGCCUUGGCAUUGACCGAGGAGUUUGGCGGUAUUCCCGAUGAGAACGCCACACUCGAGGCCAUCGAGGAGCAGCGCUCCAAGACGCUCUGUCGCCUGCAGGGGGAUGGCGCUGUCUGCGAGGUGGGCGAAGGCAAUUUCGCACCUCAAGUGCUACUGUUUGUGGCACAGUUCAUUUCGGGCAUUGGCGGUUCGCUUUACUACACGCUGGGCGUUUCCUAUAUGGACGACAACACCAAGAAAUCAAAAACUCCGGCGCUGUUGAGUCUCUCGUAUUUCCUGCGCAUGCUGGGUCCUGCCAUCGGUUAUGCCUUGGCAUCGUUCUGUCUGCGCUUGUACAUCGCACCGCAAUUGCAUCCGGUGAUCAACAAUAAGGAUCCACGUUGGCUAGGUGCCUGGUGGCUGGGCUGGAUUGUCAUGGGCGGGCUGCUCGCCUUCUCGGGCGUCUUUCUCUCCAUGUUUCCCAAGGAGUUGCCACGUGCGGUCGCCCGCCGUCUGGUCGAGGAGAAACGUCGUCGCGAGCGCCUUUCGGUGAAGCAAAAGGAAGCUGCCAACCAGUGUGAGAAACUAACGGCUGAGCUAGAGCCACAGACAACGGCAGAGCCCAAGGCAUCGCUGGGCGACAUGCUGGUCACCUUUAAGCGACUGACCACAAACAAAACAUACAUGUGCAAUACGCUGUCGAACAUCUUCUAUCUGAUUGGUUACACGCCCUUCUGGAUAUUCACACCCAAGUACAUUGAGGUGCAGUAUCGCCAGUCGGCGGCCACCUCCAGCAUGGUCACUGGCACCGUUGCCUUGGCCUUCUCUGCGAUUGGAGUGCUGCUCUCCGGAUUUAUUAUCUCACGGUAUAAGCCCAGAGCACGUUACAUGGCCGCCUGGAAUGUGAUUAGCGCCUUUCUGGUUGUGGCUGGUGUGGUGACCUAUGCUUUCAUUGGCUGCCCGGAUAAUGAGACCUCGGUCGUUGUGAAUAUUCACAACCGUGACAUAAAUGAUACAGCCACCUGUAACUCGGCUUGUUCCUGCGAUUAUGUGCGCUAUUCUCCGGUCUGUGGCGAGAACAGCAUGACCUACAUCUCCGCCUGUCAUGCUGGCUGUAAAAUGGUCCAUGUGAACGGCGAUGGCAAGAAGGUAUUUUACGACUGCUCCUGCAUACCUGGAGCUAGUGAGAAUGUCUCUUCGUCGCUGUCCUUCAAGCGCUUAACAGCUUUCGAUAUUGCCGGUGACAACAGCAGCAACUGGGAUACGGAUUUCAGCACCUCUACCACGGCAUCAAGCACUUCCUACUUGGACAUGCUUGCCGCUGGUCAAGCUACUCCGGGUGCGUGUCCUGUGAACUGUUGGACUCAGUUUGUUGCCUUUCUAUCGGUCAUGUGUUUCCUCAAAUUCAUUGGUGCCUCGGGCAGAGCUUCCAAUUUCUUAGUCUCAGUGCGUUGUGUGCCAGAGAAGGAUAAAACCGCCGCCAUGGGAUUUGGCAUGAUGUUGUGCUCCAUGUUUGCCUUUAUACCCGGUCCAAUAUUCUUCGGCUGGAUCUUUGAUCGCAUGUGCCUCGUGUGGGGCAAGACGUGCACCAACAAGGGCAACUGUUGGCUCUACGAUCCGCAGUCCAUGAGAUAUACACUCAACUUUACGGCAGCUGUGUUUAUUACCUUGGGAGCCAUUUUUGAUUUCGGUGUUUGGUAUUAUGUGAAGGAUCUUAAGAUCUUCGACGAGGAGAUCAAGGAAGUCGAAAUGCAAAUCGUGCAGCACGAGGAAGAGACGACUGCCGAGAAGAAUACCGAAAUAUAAGUUAAGCUAACGCCUAUCCUUAAGUGAUUGUGAGUUAAAUUCAGUGGAGUGAAGUUGGGCCAAGAGUUGAGUUGAUUUGUGGUGCCAAUGCAAUGCAUUCAUAUUCGUUAUUCGUUAUUCGUAUUCGUAGUUGUGAUAAAUCCAAUUGUCAAGGCUCUCAUUGCUCCACGAACUAUACAAUUACGAUCAUAGUUUUAUAAUGUACAAUCUAAGUAUGUGUUUGUAUUUGCCAUACGCAUGUCUAUAUUUGAACAAUCUAAAAUAAAGUACACAAAUGUCAGUCGACAGUCCACACUAUAUAAUAUACAAUAUAUAU